Messenger RNA from Phyllotreta striolata, 1939 nucleotides. The record is from the annotation of a GenBank genome assembly. NCBI's taxonomy places the organism in Eukaryota, Metazoa, Arthropoda, Insecta, Coleoptera, Chrysomelidae.
AAAUCUUGGCGAUCGAACUAUCGCGAAAGCAACGAGCACUAGCGUGUCUUUCUAUCGGGCUCUUGAAGGAUAAAUUCGAUUACUUUCAAAAAAAUAUAUAUUUCGGAAAUCAAAUUCGGUUUUAGGACGGAUAGGUGUUUAUUUCUCGGUGUGAUUUUUAUUUCAUAGUGACUGUGAUAAUUCUCUAAUAGUCCUUACAAGAUUGACGGACCACCAUGGCUCUAAUAAUAAGAAAUAUCGUGGAUGGUUACCACGACCUUAUGGACAAUAAAAGCGAUCCAAGGGUCAACGAUUGGUUGCUAAUGAGUUCCCCAUUUUACACGUUAGGCAUUUGCUUGAGCUACGUGUAUAUCGUCAAAGUUUUAGGACCGAAGUACAUGGAAAAUAGGAAACCCUUCGAACUCAAGGGUGUGAUAAUUUUAUAUAAUUUGUUUCAAGUGAUAUUCAGCACAUGGUUAUUCUACGAGAGUUGCGUGGCAGGAUGGUUCACCCACUACAGUUAUAGGUGCCAACCGGUGGAUUACUCUAGGUCACCCCUAGCAAUGAGGAUGGCGCGAGGUUGCUGGUGGUACUACAUAUCGAAGUUCACUGAAUUUUUAGACACGUUUUUCUUCGUAUUGCGCAAAAAAUACGACCACGUCUCGACGCUGCACGUCAUCCACCACGGCGUCAUGCCGAUGUCGGUGUGGUUCGGCGUCAAAUUCACCCCCGGCGGCCACUCGACCUUCUUCGGCUUCCUCAACACCUUCGUCCACAUCCUCAUGUACAGCUACUACUUCCUCGCCGCCCUCGGCCCGUCCUACCAAAAGUUCCUCUGGUGGAAGAAGUACCUGACAGCCAUCCAAAUGAUACAAUUCGUUUUGGUGAUGGUGCACGCCUUCCAGCUGCUCUUCAUCGACUGCAACUACCCCAAGGCGUUCGUCUGGUGGAUCGGCAUGCACGCCGUCAUGUUCUACUUCUUGUUCUCCAAUUUCUACAAGGAAACUUACAACAGGAAGAGGGAAAGAGAGGCUGCCAAAGCUAGGGCAUUGAAUGGAAAAGCGCAGAACGGAGUCGAGUCUAACGGUAACCAGAAAAUAGGGAUCUGCUUCACCAGCCAGACGGCGCUGUACGAGCACAAUGGCGUCAAGAAUGGCGUCAAGAAUGGUGUGAAGCCGGCUUCGAAUGGAUAUUCGUCGGAGGAGAAGAGGAACGUGAGGAGCAGGGCCUUCGUUCCCAACGGGAAGUAAUCCCGGCAGGCCAUCGCGUAGGAUCGUCAUCACAAUUUUAAUGUAAUUAACGGGGUGCGGCGGGUACGAGGGCGUAUUUGCGGUAAAUUUUUAGAUAUUUUAAACAAAUUUCCUUUGCAAUGACAGUUUCGAUUGGUCCCUAACUAUAUGUUGAAGAAGUUGCGUAUACUGGAUUUCAUUUUUUUUUUGUUUGGAGCGUUUAGUGAUUGAUCAAUUUCGAAUGACCAGUUUUACGUUGCAUUUAAAAAUUGUUUGAUCGAUUUUUGUAAAUAUUUUAACGAAUAAGGAUGCCUAAUUGUAGGAAACGUUAGGUUAUAGUUAAUGCAAAAUGCAUCUUGUACAAUUUGCUCAAUUUUUAUACAAAAAAAAACUACCUAAAUUAAAUGAAAAAUUAUAUGAACAAAAUUUUAAUGAACAUUUUUUUGUUCUAAAAGCUAUUCUAUUUGAGUCGAUUAUUUAAAUAAAUUUCGGUUUUUUAUUCAUGUGACGAUAGAUUGAAUUUAUCUUAGUUAUUAAUUAAUUGAAUUGUGUAGGUACUUCUCGUUAAAAACGAGACGACUUUUCGUUCUAAUUAUAAUAUAAUUAAUAUUUUUUUGAUUAGCGUAACGUUUAGUUUAGUUUGAAAUUUUUGUAUUUAUUUUUUACAUUCUGCCGAAGCAUCGACGCGUGUUUUCGUACUUGUAUUUGUUAAAUAAACGUUAUUUUGAUUA